Molecule: messenger RNA, 1779 nt
Organism: Pan troglodytes (chimpanzee)
Lineage: Eukaryota; Metazoa; Chordata; Mammalia; Primates; Hominidae
Gene: TMEM177
Product: transmembrane protein 177
Exons: 3
Coding region: 514-1449 (311 amino acids)
Cellular component (GO): membrane
Source: RefSeq, a predicted model, not a curated record
GACCCACGCGGGGCUGCCGUUCCUUCGGGGGUUCAACGGCAUGAUCAAAGACACCGGGGUUCAAGCGAUUCUCCUGCCUCAGCCUCCUCAGCAGCUGGGGACUACAGGCGCCCGCCACCACGCCCAGCUAAUUUUUGUGUUAAUCAAAGACGCAUUUCAACGCAGAGGAGGAAGUGCUAGCGGACCCACUCCAAGGUGCACAGUUAGAGAAGAAGCCUCUGCGGCGGCCGGAGCCCCCCACGGACAUCCCCUUGAGGCCCCCCAGCCCCGCCCCCAAGAGUCCCGCCCCCAGACCCGUCGAGCGAGCUCCCCUCCCUGAAAUCCUCGCCCCGAGAUCUCCGGCCAGCGAGCUCCGCCCCCUUUAGUCUCCGUCCCAAGAUCCGGGGCCGGCGAGCUCCGCCUCCCGAAGUCCCCGCCCCCAGAUCCCCGGCCGGCGUGCUUUGCGGCCGCCCUGCCGCGCGCACAUGUAGGCGUUCCGAGCGGCGGCAGAGAUUGUCCGCGGUGACUACACUCAUGGCAGGUCCCCUGUGGCGGACCGCAGCAUUUGUGCAGAGACACAGGACAGGCCUCUUGGUGGGUUCCUGUGCAGGCCUGUUUGGAGUUCCAAUCUCGUACCACCUCUUCCCGGAUCCCGUGGUCCAAUGGCUGUACCAGUACUGGCCUCAGGGCCAGCCAGCUCCGCUCCCUCCACAGCUGCAGAGCCUCUUCCAAGAGGUGCUACAGGACAUAGGUGUUCCUUCAGGCCAUUGCUACAAGCCGUUCACCACCUUCACCUUCCAGCCUGUGAGUGCAGGCUUCCCAAGACUCCCUGCUGGGGCUGUGGUGGGCAUCCCUGCCAGUUUCUUGGGAGACCUAGUGAUCAACACUAACCAUCCCGUGGUCAUACAUGGGCAUACAGUGGACUGGCGGAGCCCAGCAGGCGCCCGGCUGAGAGCUUCCCUGACCCUGUCCCGUGAAGCUCAGAAGUUCGCCUUGGCCAGGGAAGUGGUGUACCUGGAAAGCAGUACCACUGCCGUGCAGGCCCUGCUGGCCCCAGCUUGCCUGGCAGGGACCUGGGCACUGGGCGUGGGUGCCAAGUACACCCUGGGGCUCCAUGCAGGCCCCAUGAAUUUACGGGCUGCCUUCAGCUUGGUGGCAGCAGUGGCAGGCUUUGUGGCCUACGCCUUCUCCCAGGAUUCUCUCACUCAUGCCGUGGAGUCCUGGCUGGACCGCCGCACGGCCUCCCUCUCUGCAGCCUAUGCCUGUGGUGGAGUGGAGUUCUAUGAGAAGCUUCUGUCGGGCAACCUGGCCCUGCGCAGUCUCUUGGGCAAAGAGGGGGAGAAGCUGUAUACACCCAGCGGGAACAUCGUCCCCAGACACUUGUUCCGAAUCAAACAUUUACCCUACACCACCCGCCGGGACUCUGUGCUGCAGAUGUGGAGGGUGAUGCUCAAUCCGGGCCGCUCCUGAUGGGCUCAUCACAAGGACACUUCCAGCUUGUGCAGACACCACCCUGCCAUUGAGUCUGGAGGGCCCUGUUGGAGCCUUUGGACCUAUAGCUCAAGGCCAGAAAAAUCACUGGCUUUGGAAUUAAAUAGCUUAGAUUGUACUAUAACCACUACUUAUGAACUCAGGGACUGUGAGGGACUAUUCAGGGACUAUGAAUCUGAGCCUUUGUUUCUUGAACUGUAAAGUGGAGAUGAUGUAAACUGCCUUGCAAGAUUGUAGAGUUGGGUAAGGUCAUGAACAUAAGGGCCUGGCGCAAAGGGUGCGCUGUAAAUAAACAGACAUCCCUCCUUG